Molecule: messenger RNA, 852 nt
Organism: Vicia faba (fava bean)
Lineage: Eukaryota; Viridiplantae; Streptophyta; Magnoliopsida; Fabales; Fabaceae
Source: the annotation of a GenBank genome assembly
AUGAAUAAUUCUUUACCAUUCAACAAAUAUGCAUUUUUGACAACACAUAAUGCAUUUGCCAUUGAAGGGGAACCAUCUCACACAGGUGUGCCUAGAUUUACAGUCAACAACCAAGAACACAGCAUCACUCAACAGCUAAAUAAUGGAGUUCGUGCACUUAUGUUAGAUACAUAUGAUUUUGAUGGAGAUGUAUGGCUAUGUCAUUCGUUUAAAGGUCAGUGUCAUGAUGUUACAGCAUUUGAACCGGCUAUUGAUACGUUGAAGGAAAUUGAGGCAUUUUUAUCGGCGAAUACAAAUGAAAUUGUGACAAUUAUAUUGGAAGAUUAUGUUGAAUCUCCAAAUGGUUUGACAAAGGUUUUCAGUGAUGCUGGUCUUAAGAAGUAUUGGUUUCCAUUGGCUAGCAUGCCAAAAAAUGGUGAAAAUUGGCCAUUAGUUAGUGAUUUGGUUGCUAAAAACCAAAGGUUAGUAGUGUUUACUUCUAAAAAGGGUAAGGAGCAAAGUGAAGGCAUUGCUUACCAAUGGAAUUACAUGGUUGAAAAUCAAUCUGCUUUUGUCUCCUUUUUGCUUAUUUCUCAUGGUUACUGUAUAAUGUGCGAGCACCUUUCUUUAAAUGAACGUCGUUCCACUGCCGCACUUGCAUGUGUCUUUUACUUGACUCUAGUUGGUUACAAGGCUUCUGUUCCAUACUUCACAGUGCUUCUGCUUCUAAAUUAUUUUAUUUCAUUCUAUGUAAUAUUCCACCAUAUAUCCCAAAACCUACUAGUGUUGCGAGAACAGUUGAGCAUUAUUGAAAAUGAGGAUGUUCGAGCAAUGCAUGAUGCUGUGUAUAAAAAGUACAUAAUGUUCAAGUAA